Messenger RNA from Gigantopelta aegis, 1223 nucleotides. Its product is annotated as acid-sensing ion channel 2-like. Gene Ontology annotation, cellular component: membrane. NCBI's taxonomy places the organism in Eukaryota, Metazoa, Mollusca, Gastropoda, Neomphalida, Peltospiridae. The coding region runs from base 183 to 1223 and encodes 346 amino acids. Gene Ontology annotation, biological process: sodium ion transport. Gene Ontology annotation, molecular function: sodium channel activity. The record is from RefSeq and is a predicted model, not a curated record. The transcript has 6 exons.
UGUUAUUGCGUCAGUUAGCCAUUUAGAUUAAUUGUAUCUAGACUUUGUUUUAAAUCCAAUAAAUUAUCGCACACUGUAACAAAGUGUUCAUACCUAUUACUUUAACAACUGAUAAGUCAGAUGAUGUACAUUAUUGAGAUUCCAUUGCUUACAGGUUAGUCUGGCUGAUUCUCUUACUCGGGAUGGCAGUAGCUCUGGGCGUGAUGGUAUUCCAGCAACUCAGUCGUUUAGCUACACGACCAACUAUCACAGAACUGCAGGCGAAAUUCUCCGAUAACCUAAAUUUCCCAGCCAUCACAAUCUGCAACCUAAACCAGUUCUAUAAAGACCGGGUACCAAACAAAACCAUCAUCAGGGACCUCAUUAUUGCACUGAGUGAGUUGGACGAUAUCAUUGCCAUAAGAACUAUGGAUGACGACAUGGCUGGAGAUGACGUCAGAGAGUUCGCUAUCGACGCUGCUCAUCGACUUGAUGAGUUGAUACGGACCUGUUAUUGGAGGUCACAAGAGGUCAACUGUUCGAGUGUGUUCAACACAACCAUCACUGCAUUUGGCGUGUGUUACACAUUUAACGGUGAUAAGUUCAAUGUGCGAAGCUGCAGAAACGCAGGACCAACUGGAGCUUUGAGGGUCAUCCUGAAUAUUGAGCAGGAGCAGUACUCAUUGUCCAAAACGUUUCAGGCUGGAAUCAAGGUACUUCUACACGAACCAUCAGAGAUGACGUUUCCGGGGAUAGACGGACUGUGGGUGGGACCAGGUCUGUCAGCAUCCAUUGCAAUAAGACGAUCUUCGAAAACGCUUUUGCCACCACCAUACAAAGCGUUUGGCAACUCGGUGUGCCUUGAUACGAUGUCGCCGUCAUUCAAGACGCCACUUGUUCGUUUCCAUGACUACAAUUACACCAAGCUGGCCUGCAUACAAGAAUGUCUCACAGACAUAAUCGUUGAGAGUUGUGGCUGCAGAAUCUUCUUUGAUCCGGGUAACGACACCAUCUGUUCUGCUGAGGAAACGAUCCACUGCUAUCUAAAAGCAAAAGCCAACCUGACAAUGACAGACUUUGAGAACUGCCGCUGCCCAGAACCGUGUCAUCAGGUACUCUACACCCCCACCUUCUCCCACGCAGACUUCGCCUCUGAUUUCCUCGCCUACAGUCUCGUCAAAGAGAACUUUUUGAACUCAACCGAUUACUUAAGGAAGACAGCCAUUUCUGAUGAGACCCUUUAA